Messenger RNA from Cooperia oncophora, 528 nucleotides. The record is from the annotation of a GenBank genome assembly. Lineage: Eukaryota; Metazoa; Nematoda; Chromadorea; Rhabditida; Trichostrongylidae.
AUGUCGGAAAGUAAGUCUCAUGGCGACUUUGAUGAUGAAGAGACUCUCAGUGUACAGUUUAAAAAGGCAGAAAAUGUUAUAAAUGAUAUUGGGAGUGGUCGGUUUUCUGCUACUGAGUUACAGACUCGGCAAUCUCAGACUGUAACAUCCUUUGAGAACCUCACUCGUGCCGUGUCUGCACUUGGCUUGUUUUCCGACAAUGAAGAGGUAGAAGAUAUGCCGACAUCUUCUAUUCCGUUUCUUCUAAUACCCUGCUACCUUGGUGUCGCUCAUCACAACACCACAACAGAGCCUAGUCAUCGCGCCGAUCAGUUGCAACUAGCCAAGGUUUAUUACCGCGAUUUCUUGAAAAGGCUUCGCAGUUAUGGCUUCGAAUUCGAACGUGACUUCUCUUCUUGCUCAGGAAGGACCAGAGAGAAAGUGCAUGAUGCCUCCCGUUGGAAUAAAGAAGUUCACGGGGGAGGAGCUACGAGAGCGAAAGAUAGCUCGGUACCGAAAGCAGAAAGAAUUGAAGAACACAAUGAUUGA